Molecule: messenger RNA, 2531 nt
Organism: Zea mays
Lineage: Eukaryota; Viridiplantae; Streptophyta; Magnoliopsida; Poales; Poaceae
Gene: sfp6
Product: sulfate transporter6
Exons: 11
Coding region: 265-2214 (649 amino acids)
Biological process (GO): sulfate transmembrane transport
Cellular component (GO): membrane
Molecular function (GO): secondary active sulfate transmembrane transporter activity
Source: RefSeq, marked provisional
CGAGAGCGCCCGAACCCCACUUGGGGCGCCCGUGCCGAUAUAUAAUCCAAUCGAAACCGCCACACUGUUGGCCGCCGGCGCCAGCCCGCUAGUAACCUGCUUAAUUUAGGCAUACGUGAGACUCUGAGAGAAGGUACUGACCACACAAGGGAGGCCACUCCCGCCCGGUUCGUCCGCGUCGUCGCCGAUCCGUACGCAACUCCCGUGAUCCGAUCCGGACGUACGGCCGCUCUCUCUCCGGGCUAGCUGGCGAUCGCCGACUGCAUGGGGCCGGCGGCCGGCGACGGCGACCGCGGCCCCGGCGCCGCGGCGGAGCACAAGGUGAACCUGUCGGCGCGGCAGCCGUUCGUGGAGUCGGUGCGGACGUGCCUGGCCGAGACGUUCUUCCCCGACGACCCGUUCCGGGGCCUGGGGUCGCGCCCGCCCGCCGCGCGCGCGUGGGGCGCGCUCAAGUACUUCGUGCCGGCCCUGGAGUGGGCGCCGCGCUACACCGCCGGCAAGUUCAAGUACGACCUCCUCGCCGGGGUCACCAUCGCCAGCCUCGCCAUCCCGCAGGGCAUCAGCUACGCCAAGCUCGCCAACCUCCCGCCCAUCAUCGGCCUCUAUUCCAGUUUCGUGCCGCCGCUGCUGUACGCGGUGUUCGGAAGCUCCAACAACCUGGCGGUGGGCACGGUGGCGGCGGCGUCGCUGCUGCUGGCGUCCAUCAUCGAGACGGAGGUCCCGCCGGAGGAGAACCCGCAGCUGUACCUGCAGCUCUUCUACACCGCCGCCUUCUUCACCGGCGUCUUCCAGACCGCGCUAGGCGUCUUCAGGUUAGGGCUGAUAGUGGAUUUCCUGUCGCGGUCGACGAUCACCGGGUUCAUGGGCGGCACGGCGACGAUCAUCAUCUUGCAGCAGCUCAAGGGGAUGCUGGGGAUGAAGCACUUCACGCCAAAGACAGACCUCGUCUCCGUCAUGCGCUCCAUCUUCUAUUACAGGCACGAGUGGAGGUGGCAGAGUUUAGUUCUUGGCAUAUGCUUCCUCCUGCUCUUGCUGUUAAGCAAGCACUUGAGGAAGAAGAAACCAAAUCUGUUCUGGGUGUCGGCCAUUGCGCCUUUCCUGAUCGUGGUCAUCGGCGGCGUCUUCGCCUUCCUGGUCAAAGGAGACGAGCAUGGCAUCCCGAUAGUCGGCGAUCUGAAGAAAGGGAUCAACCCGCUGUCUAUUUCGCAGCUGACGUUUACAGACAAGCACGUCAAUACGGCAAUGAAAGCGGGGUUCUUGUCCGGGAUCCUGGCGCUGGCAGAAGGGAUCGCCGUCGGACGGAGCCUGGCGCUGGUAAAGAACGAGCAGAUCGACGGGAACAAGGAGAUGAUCGCAUUCGGCAUCAUGAACAUCGCCGGGUCCUUCACUUCUUGCUACCUCACCACAGGGCCGUUCUCCAAAUCGGCGGUGAACUUCCACGCCGGGUGCCGGACGCCCAUGUCCAACGUGGUGAUGUCGGUGUGCAUCCUGCUGGUGCUGCUGUUCCUGGCCCCGCUCUUCAAGUACACCCCCCUGGUGGCGCUCUCGUCCAUCAUCGUCGUCGCCAUGAUCGGGCUCAUCAAGGUCAGGGAGUUCUGCCACCUGUACCGGGUCGACAAGUUCGACUUCUGCAUCUGCAUGGUCGCAUUCAUCGGCGUCGUCUUCUUCACCAUGGUCAUCGGCCUCAGUGCCUCGGUAGGCUUGUCCGUGGUCAGGGCACUGCUGCACGUGGCGAGACCUAGCACCUGCAAGCUCGGAAGCGUCGCGGGAGGCGACAUCUUCCGCGACGUCAGGCACUACCCGCACGCGAGGAGCGUCCCCAACGUCCUCGUUUUGCAGCUGGGAUCUCCGAUAUAUUUCGUCAAUGCAGGUUACUUGCGAGAAAGGAUCUUAAGAUGGGCGGAAGAGGAGGAGAACGGCAGCAAGAUUGACGGGCAAGAUCUGCAGUACGUGGUCCUUGAUCUCGCUGGUGUGACUUCCAUCGACAACACGGGGAUUGGGAUGCUAGUCGAGGUUCACAAGAGCCUUGAUCGUAAAGGGAUCAGGAUAGCGCUGACGAACCCCAGGCUGGAGGUGACGGAGAAGCUGGUGCUGUCUGGGUACAUCAAGGACAUCAUAGGGGAGGAGUGGGUGUUCCUCACGGUGAAGGACGCCAUCACGGCGUGCCGGUACGCGCUCCAGAGAUCUAGAAGCAAGGAUGACGGUGAAGUAUAGCUAGCGUCCAGGGACAGUCUUUUAGUAGGAAUUAUAGUUCAGUAGUAGCUCAUCACUAGCUGUAGAUAUUGAGAAGCAGGCAGGAAAGCAAGCAUCGGAGGUCCUUGUAUAGGAGAAGAUUCAGAGCUACGACUACGAGAGAUUGGGGUGUGGUUGCGGUGCUUGCAUGUGUUGGAUUAUUGUGUGGCAUCUGGUCUCUCCGUCUUUGUAAGGGAAAUAGCGAGGUGGCUGGGGAUAGGUAGCUAGCGUUUGUGUAUAGACCAGUUCAGCUUUGCCUGUACCAGUUUGCAAUUGCAGCACAAUAGGCUGUUUGAAUC